Molecule: messenger RNA, 776 nt
Organism: Amborella trichopoda
Lineage: Eukaryota; Viridiplantae; Streptophyta; Magnoliopsida; Amborellales; Amborellaceae
Source: RefSeq, a predicted model, not a curated record
UCUCUCUCUUGUGACAUGCAUAGAUCUUUCGAGAAAUAAUUUCUCGGGAAGAAUUCCAGAAUCAUUGACAAUGAUAGGCUUGCGCGUGUUAAACCUAUCUGGAAACCACAUGAUUGGGAAGAUUCCUCAAGAGAUUAAUCAAUUGCAAGAGCUAGAAUCGAUGGACCUCUCGAACAAUCUAUUCUCUGGUGGCAUUCCUCCGAGCAUGUCAUCAAUGAAUUCCUUGGGCGCAUUGAACUUGUCCAACAACAAUUUGUCAGGUCUAGUUCCUUACGCUGACCACAUGAUUACAUUUGAUGCCUCAGCAUACUAUGGAAACGAAGAUCUUUGCGGUCCUCCUCUUCCUAAGACGUGUGAUAGUCAUGAGUUAGUUGCAAGAUUUAACAAUGAUGAGGAUUUGAGAACUGGGCCACCGGAGGUCCGACAAUUUUGGAUCAGUGUGGGCUUGGGAUUUGGGAUUGGAUUUGGAGGAUGGUUCUCAGUUCUAGCCUUUAAAAGGAAAUGGAACCAUGUAGUUCUCAAAGUCAUGGACUUCAUCGUUAAGAUUUUGAUCACGCGAUUGCAACAUUUAUUUCCCAUAAGAAAUAGGUGAUGAGUUUAUAGUUAUAUAACCAGUUUCAGAAGAUUAGAGUGUGAAGAAGUGUGUAAGAAUGUCGUAUUGGAUAUGUAAUCUUAUUAGGUGCUUGUAUUGUUUGGAUGUAAGUCUGUUGUAUAAUAUGUUCAUGUCAUCUGUGUUUGUUUUGUAUAUCCUUUUCAUGUUCAAUGAAAUUUUCUUU